This is a messenger RNA of Leptomonas pyrrhocoris, 532 nucleotides long. RefSeq lists its product as hypothetical. Lineage: Eukaryota; Euglenozoa; Kinetoplastea; Trypanosomatida; Trypanosomatidae. The transcript has a single exon. Bases 245 to 532 code for a protein of 95 amino acids. The record is from RefSeq and is a predicted model, not a curated record.
GCCCCUUUCUCUCGUUGCCUUUCCCCCCUCUUCUCUUUCUCGAUCUUUCGGCAUGGAUCUCACUGCGCCGUGAAACAGGGAGAUCCUCGUGCGCACACCACAGCAGCGCAGUGUCAGGUUGCCGCCGCUCGAUUGGCCCUUCAGACGUACGAGGCAAAACACAUACACAUACUCCGACAUCAAAACUAAAUUCCUCACUUGUAGCUCAGAGGCAUUGGUCUCUCUCUCUCUCUUUUCUACAAGCAUGAACGCUACCGCGACGAAUGCUGCGGCCGCACAGCAGCCAGCAUCCAAGGCGCAGGAGCAGAUCACGCACCUCCCGCGUUACUUCCCCACGGCGUGUCCGCAAUGCGCCGCGCAGACCGACGCCUUCUUUCAGUGCUUUGAGAAGCACGCGGUGAUGAUGAAUGAACACGACGUGGUGACGGCGCAUAACUCGCUGCAACACUGUCAGCCAGAGUUGCGGGCGUACAUGACGUGUAUGGAGAAGUACAUUGCCAAUAAGGAUCGACCGUGGUGGAAGUUCUGGUGA